Messenger RNA from Anguilla rostrata (American eel), 1714 nucleotides. Its product is annotated as complement factor D-like. Bases 94 to 1557 code for a protein of 487 amino acids. Gene Ontology annotation, molecular function: serine-type endopeptidase activity. The record is from RefSeq and is a predicted model, not a curated record. Lineage: Eukaryota; Metazoa; Chordata; Actinopteri; Anguilliformes; Anguillidae. Gene Ontology annotation, biological process: proteolysis. The transcript is spliced from 9 exons.
GACCAGCCUCAAUAAAAGCACAGCAGUGAACGGCUGCUAAUUGUGCACAGCAGCGAUCUUCGGUCCAAAACGUUUGAGAUCCUCCCUGACGCCAUGUCUGCACCUCUCCUGACUCCCCUGGUAGUGGGUCUCCUGAUUGCCUUGGCACAAGCAGCCCAACAGGACUCAGGCAUUGUGAAUGGCAGGGAGGCUCAGCCACACUCCAGACCUUACAUGGUCUCUGUGCAGCAAGGAAACGAGCACAUCUGUGGAGGUUUCCUGGUGUCCAACUCCUUUGUAAUGACGGCAGCACAUUGCCGGGAGAGGAAAGAGAGCCUGACAGUUCUGCUUGGGGCCCAUGACAUUUCUAAGAAAAAAAAGUCAAUCAGGGUUAAAGUGGCUAAAUACCACGUCUACCCUGCGUAUGACGCUGACACACUGGAGAAUGACAUCAUGCUGUUGCAGCUCAAGACUGCAGUUCAGAAGAGCAAAGAAGUGCAGUGGAUCCCCCUGCCUAAGAGAGAUAAAGACAUCAAGCCCAAAACGCUCUGCAGUGUGGCAGGAUGGGGGGCUAUCAAAUCGAAUGGGGCCAUAAGCCCACGCCUUCAGGAAGUCAAUGUGAGUGUCGUGGACCGAAAGCUGUGCCAAAAAAUAUGGAAAAGUCCAAUCACAAACAGGAUGGUGUGUGCUGGGGGAAGUGCCGGCAACAGAGGCUUCUGUCAGGGGGAUUCAGGAGGUCCUCUGGUGUGUAAGGACACAGCGGUGGGCAUCGUGUCCUUCAAUGAAGCUGGAAACUGCAACACACCUAAAAAACCGAAUGUUUACACUCAAAUAUCCAAGUACCUGCCCUGGGUCAAGUGUAUCAUAAGCAGUAUAAAGUGCCGAGCUGAAGAGGACAGACUGGGUAUCGUUGGGGGUACUGAAGCGAAGCCCCAUUCCCGCCCUUACAUGGCUUCUCUGCAGGAGGACAAGAUACAUGACUGUGGAGGAAUUCUGGUCAGUGAAGAUUUUGUGCUCACCGCUGCACAUUGUGCCGGGCAAUACAGAAUAGUCCUGGGUGCUCAUUCAGUACAUUCACCAGAAUCAACUCAACAGGUACUGGGGAUCAGCCACUCCUACCGACACCCAAAAUACAACAAGAAAAACAAUGACCUCAUGCUACUCAAGUUGGACAGGAAGGCGAACCUGACGAGCUCCGUCCAGGUGAUCCCUUUGCUGAAGCGGCGCCCGCCGUCGGGCAAGGUCUGCAGCACAGCAGGCUGGGGGGACUUAGAUGACAACGACACCGUCCCCGACAAACUGCAAGAGGUGAACACCACCGUCCUGGGACAGCCCGACUGCGCUCAGCGGUGGAGAGGCAGAGCGCGGAUUACCCGGAGCAUGGUGUGCGCAACGGGCCAGAGGCAGUUUCAAGGCUUCUGUUCGGGGGACUCCGGGGGCCCGCUGGUGUGCGAUGGAAAGGCAGCCGGCACAGUCUCCUUCUCAGGACAGCGAUGUGGAGAUAACAGAACCCCGGAUGUUUAUAUGCUUAUUCCCCGCUACAUAAAAUGGAUCAAAAGCAUUCUUAAACGUGGAUAACGUCCUUACUUUUCAUAAUUUGUGUUGUUUAAAAAAUGCAGUUUUAUUUUGCUUCUUAAAACCUUGUACUUUGUACUUUGCGCAAUCCCAUGAAACAAUAAUGGUGAUUUGUGUGUGAAGACACAAUUGCUUUUAAUAAAACUGAUCCAACUCACCA